Molecule: messenger RNA, 701 nt
Organism: Pyrus x bretschneideri (Chinese white pear)
Lineage: Eukaryota; Viridiplantae; Streptophyta; Magnoliopsida; Rosales; Rosaceae
Exons: 5
Coding region: 80-559 (159 amino acids)
Source: RefSeq, a predicted model, not a curated record
GCAAAGCCACGAUUUUUUUUCACUUGGCUGUGGACUUUGUUAUAGUUUCUUAGCUGUUAGCAACAGCAAAAUUGUGAGCAUGGCGAGCUUGCCGUCUCCGUCGUCUCCGGCGUCGCCAUCCUCCUCUGCUUCUAGCUCCGACAACUCCGCCACUCGACCCAUCUCUCACUCUCCUCCAAAUCCACAGGUUGAAGCUGGAGCCAACAAUGGAGUUCUGGAUGCCGAGGAGAAGAAGCCUGGUAUUGUUUCUGCAUAUUAUGAUGACCUCCAUAGCGCAAACCACAUCGAGAAGUUCAAGAAAUAUGAAGUGGACUACAGUCGUUGGUUGACUGCAAAAUACUUCUCAAAGACGAACCUAUAUGGAGGCAACAUCUUUGAUGAGAGUGUGACAAUACAUGAUCAGGUUAUAAAGUCGAGCAGAUGGCCUUGCACCCUCUCAUAUGCAGACCCGGUCCAGGGUUUUGAAGAACAGAGCAACAUCUUUUCAACUUUUACCGCUACAGCAGAAACCUCGCCUAACGUCUCAAAUGGGAAGCAUCAAGUAAAGAAAAGCGAUUGAUGAUAGGUUUUUUUUCGAUUUUCAGGGCCUGUUUAUAUCUAUUGUUUCAUAAACGAAUGUUCUGAUGCACGCUAACAAAUGACUUGGAGUACAUGGACCCAAAAUUUUGAAAAUCUCUAAUCGAGUUAUCAGAAGUUUCUUA